This is a messenger RNA of Kalmanozyma brasiliensis GHG001, 1965 nucleotides long. RefSeq names its product RNA recognition motif domain protein. Gene Ontology annotation, cellular component: ribonucleoprotein complex; cytosol; nucleus. Gene Ontology annotation, molecular function: mRNA 3'-UTR binding; poly(A) binding; poly(U) RNA binding. The record is from RefSeq and is a predicted model, not a curated record. NCBI's taxonomy places the organism in Eukaryota, Fungi, Basidiomycota, Ustilaginomycetes, Ustilaginales. The transcript is spliced from 2 exons. The coding region runs from base 1 to 1965 and encodes 654 amino acids.
AUGACGACAGCGAUGCAUCGCAACGGCGGCAAGCGAACCGCCGUUGUCAAAGGCAAACCACGCGUUCCCGCACCGGCUACUCCUUGGCGUCCGCGCAUCUCGCGCAAGUCUCCAGCUCUCACUGCCGAUGAUCAAGAGGAUCAGCCUAGCCCGCUCGAUCGCAAAGCCGUCAACACGGCCCUCCAUCUCAAGUUCGGAUCGAAGACCGAGCCUAUUGCAGCUUCACCCGCCCCGACGUCGGCGACGCUCGUACCUGGUGCUGACAAGGAAGAGUCAGUCGGACCCCAACUGGUCGGAGAUGCGUAUCGACGCAAUGUCCAGGAGCCCGGUGCGCCCAAAUUGGAGCAGGGCGUCGAGUGGCCCGGCGACCGAUGGAGUCCGAUGCGCUCGGACUUUGGCAUCAGCACUGGUCCUCUGGACGAGGGCCAAGCACGCAUUCACGCUUUUCAACGAGGACUUCCGGCAUUUCAUUUCCGUCCUGGCUCGGCUGCUGACGCAUACGACGCAUCCGCGCGACGUGCAGACGAUUGCCUAGCGUUCGACCUAAAUCACGAGACCAAUGUCUACGUCAAUGGACUUCCAAAAGAAAUGACCGAUCAUAUGCUGUAUCUGCUCGGCUCGGCAUGCGGAGUGGUCAUCAGCCACAAAGCAAUGCUCGAUCGUCUAACGGACCAGUGCAAAGGCUUCGGCUUCCUGAUGUAUGCCAGUGCCGACAUGGCCAAGCAUGCGAUCGAGUGGCUCAACAGCCAUGGCUUCGCUGCUUCCUUCGCCAAGGAAUCAUUCUCGGCCAAGCUCCGUCGCAUGGCGGACACCAGCUCGACUAACGUCUACCUCAGCAACCUUCCCAUCAAGUUCACAGUCCAGCAGCUGGAGCAGCUCUUCGUUCCUUACCCCAUCGCCAGUCUCAAGAUUCUGUACGACAUCCAUGGCGAGAGCCGAGGGGUUGGUUUCGUUCGGCUGUACGAUCGAGCAGCUGCCAAGGUGUGCAUCGAGAGGCUUCACGGUCGGGUGCUGCCGGGCACGACGCUGCCGCUCCGAGUGCGAUUUGCAGACAGCGAUGCGCAAAAGCACCUCAAGCACUCGGUAAGCCAGAAGCACACGCUCGAGUCGCUCGGCCUGCUCAUGCUCGACGCCAGAGCGAGUGGCCAGCCUGUCCAGGGUCUGUGUCGGGGCGAGCUCGAUGCUGCCGUUUCAGCACAGCCUCGCAACACGGGUACGAUGCCGCGUCCUUUCAUCCCCGCUGCUACGUCGCUUCCCGUCGCCGAGGGAGGCUCUCCGCCUGUCGUCGAGCAGGGCUGGCAGGGUCACAACGGACUUGGCAUCCAGAUGCCAAGCCAGCUGAUGUUCGCACACCCUCGUGUCAACCAGAUCCUCCAUCCUGCCAUGUGGCCUUCUGUCGCGACCGCCGGCGUUGUGUACACGGGUAUGGAAGGCAACUUCCCUAUCGAUCGAUCCUAUCCGAUGUCGCCCGUCGUCGCUGGCGUCUACGAUAGCCACAAGGGAUCUCACGGUGAGCCUGCUGGCUACCUGCCUAUCCCGCUGCACCCGCCUCCUGGCCUGGUCCAUCCCUCCCACCUUACCAAUCGUGGCGAACAACCUCAUGCCAUUCGAGAAGAGCCCAAGGAGAACCGCCAAGCUCCCGCUCAGGACUCGAGCAAGUUUCGUCCUCGACACGCACGCAGCCGCAACCCCGGAGCCCGAGUGCGCUUCCCCGGAGACACUGUGGACGCUGGUACCCGAGCAGUAUCGGACCCGAUGGCGAUGCUAGCUGCCCAAGCCCGGGUUCGCGAGGCGCUCGGACUGCCCGAUCGCGUCCGCGCCGCUGUCUCAGCCGACAACUCGAUCGAUGAGGGUCACGUCGAGGCGCCUGCCGAUUCCUCGAUCAUCAGUGGCAGCAGCAGCGAUGACGACGAGGAAAGCUUCAGUGUCGAGAUCCAGAUUCAUCCUGAUGCACGCGCCGCUUGA